Messenger RNA from Zygosaccharomyces rouxii, 2703 nucleotides. RefSeq names its product Puf4p (gene PUF4). The transcript has a single exon. Gene Ontology annotation, cellular component: cytoplasm. Gene Ontology annotation, molecular function: mRNA binding. The record is from RefSeq and is a predicted model, not a curated record. Gene Ontology annotation, biological process: post-transcriptional regulation of gene expression. Lineage: Eukaryota; Fungi; Ascomycota; Saccharomycetes; Saccharomycetales; Saccharomycetaceae. Bases 1 to 2703 code for a protein of 900 amino acids.
AUGUCCGUUGAUUCUGGUAGCAAGGAAAAUAAGCAUUUCUCCGAUGUAAAUCCUAUUGUUAGUGAAAGUUUGGAUACUGCCCUAGGUCAAUUGCACUUGGAAGAACUAGACCAGAAUUUAAAAGCGAAUCCUACUGCUAAUUCUAAUCAGAGCCAAUCUACUCCAAAGAAUGGUCCUCAGGUUACAAAUCAGAACUCUACGGAUGCUACUGCUGGAAACGGCGGUGGUGCCGUUAGCGGUAGUGGCCCAAAUGGCGAAAAUAGCGGGGCCGAUCCAAAUAUGGUACCACCUUCCCACAUGUUUCCACCACAUCCUCAAAUGAUUGGUAUGGGAUUCAUUCCAUUUUCUCAAAUGAUGCCUAUUCCUCAUCAUACGGGAUUUUUCCCACCUUCAGAUUUUAAAGAUGGUCCACAAGCUCCACCACCACAUCCACCUCCAAUGGGUGUUGCAACUCCACCGGCACCAGCAGUAGCUGCUGCAGCGGUUGCGGCUGCAAGUCCAGGUGCUACUCCUAUGGCGGCUACACCGCCAACUGCAACACCUGUUCAUCCAGCCACUGGGCCUAUUCUUUUCAAUAACACUAACGAUGCUUCAGUUUUUGCAGCGCCUGCUGCUUUGACUCCUGGUUUUACUACAGGGGCUCAUGUUAAUGCACCAGCACCAAUCGAUCCACUCUGGAGUGGUCCACCUAUGGGGACUGGAUCUGCAGCUGCAGAUCCAGUGUCUUCAUCCACAGUGGAAGAUUCUUCUGCUUUAGAAGAUGGGUUGCCUCAAAAGGCUGGCAGUGUUGCUGGUUUAUCCUUUAGAAGGCAAACUUUCCAUGCAUUGUCUCCAAACGAUAUGGUAGGAGGUACCGGUAAUGAUACAGGUCUAUCAGCCGCUGAUUCAGUAAUGGACAGCGGGGCUCAAAAAACUGCUAAUGUUGCGGCUCCAGCAGCUGCAAGAAGACAAUCUGUUCAUAUGGAUAAAAUGUUUGGUUCAAAAGCUGAUGAUAAUGUAGCUAUUGUUGAGGAUACUUCCAACGAAAGCGAAGGCGAUCAAGGUUCAAAAACUUUUGCAGCCGCUUAUCCCUACGGUGGACCUCUUUUACAGCCAAACCCUAUCCUGUCUGGUCAUCAUCCACCUGGUUCUGCUCAUGCGUUUGGGAUUCCAUCACCUUUCCCGGCUGGAUAUGGUUUUACAUCACCUUUCCAAUCUUUUUCACCGGUUUUAGGCGCUGCUAACACACCAAUGCAAGCACAUUCUUCUAUUGCUAUGGCGCAUUCUCCGUUACAAGGUGCACCAAUGCCAGCUGAUCCCACUGUGAAUCCCUUAAUGGCUGCAAGUACCGCUGAUCCUGGUAGCAAGUCUAUGGAACAAUUUACUGUUCCUAGAGAUUCUGCUUCCAUGCAACCACCUCAAACUUUACCCAUGGGUCUACAUCAACAAGGAGGUACCCCACCGCCUUGGAUGUAUGGUGGUCAUCCAUUUGGUAUGGUUCCUCAUCCUCAUAGUGUUCCUCAGAAGCCUCCUCAUGUCGUCGGUCUCAAUCCUGGCAUGGCUACUAACAAUAAUGCAAAUCACCAAGGUCGUCGCCAUGCUAAUAACAGAGGUGGUAGAUCCGCUCAUAUGGGCAAUGGCAAGAACAGACAUAAUAGAAAUUAUUACUAUGGUAACUCAAACUACCAUGAAAAUCAUCAACGUAAAUUGGAAGAAAAUUCCCGUUACGCAAAUGCCACUUUGGAUCAGUUCAUAGGGAACAUUUAUUCCCUAUGCAAGGAUCAACAUGGAUGUCGUUUCCUUCAAAUGCAGCUCGACGUUUUGGGACCUGAAGCUGCAGACGCUAUCUAUGAUGAGACAAGAGAUUAUACCGUUGAGUUAAUGACCGAUUCCUUUGGUAAUUAUUUAAUUCAAAAAUUAUUAGAAAAGGUCACUGUAGACCAAAGAAUCUUUUUGGCCAGAAUAGCUGCACCCCACUUUGUGCGUAUCGCUUCCAAUCCCCAUGGUACAAGAGCUCUUCAGAAAUUAGUAGAAUGUGUCAGUACCGAAGAAGAAGCUCAAAUUGUGAUAAACUCUUUGAAAGGAUCCAUCGUGGAAUUGAGUAAAGAUUUGAAUGGUAACCACAUUGUCCAGAAAUGCUUGCAAAAACUACAACCAAAAGAUGUUCAAUUUAUCUUUGAUGCCGCAUGCCAGCAUUGUACUGAAAUUGCCACUCACAGACAUGGUUGCUGUGUCUUGCAACGUUGCUUGGACCAUGGUUCUAAAGCUCAAUGUCAGGCUCUAUGCAACAUCUUGUUGAAGCAUGUGGAUCAUCUAACUUUAGACCCAUUCGGUAAUUAUGUUGUUCAAUACAUUAUUACCAAGGAGGUUGAACAAGACUCGUAUGACUACACUUACAAGGUUGUUCAUUUAUUAAAACCAAAGGUUGUUGAACUUUCUUUACACAAAUUUGGCUCCAAUGUAAUUGAAAAGAUCAUAAGAACACGCGUGGUCUCAGAAACCAUGAUUAUGGAAAUUUUAAACAAUAGAGGUGAUACCGACGUCCCAGCUCUUUUGAACGACGGUUAUGGUAACUACGUUCUACAAACCGCCCUCGAUGUGUCACAUGAAAAUAACGAGUACCUCUAUAAGAGGCUCUCCGACAUUGUGAGGCCCAUGAUGAUCGGUUCUAUAAAAAAUACUCCACAUGGUAGAAGAAUUAUGGGAAUACUGCAGAUGGAGUAA